Molecule: messenger RNA, 3633 nt
Organism: Coregonus sp. 'balchen'
Lineage: Eukaryota; Metazoa; Chordata; Actinopteri; Salmoniformes; Salmonidae
Source: the annotation of a GenBank genome assembly
AUGGCUGCAUCAGUGAGUCUGGAGUUGGACCCUGUCUUCCUAAAGGGACUGGGAUACCUGCACUCAAAAAGCAAAGACUCUGUGGAUAAACUCAGAGCUCUGCUGGACGAGUCUCUAUCUGGCAAAGGGAGUGAUUCCUCUUACCGCUCAUCACUGAAGGUAUGGACUACUGUAGCUUAGUUGGUAGAGCAUGGUGCUUGCAACGGCAGGAUAGUAGAGUCGAUUCCCGGGACCACCCAUACGUACAAAACACAUGACUAAGUGGCUUAGGAUAAAAGGGUCUGCUAAAUGGCAUAUAUCAUUAUAAUAUUAUAUGGCAUUCAUUCACCUCUCUUCAGAACAUGAUGUUGUCAUCAUUUUACAGGCUGGUGCUAUUAUAUUCUAAUGAUGUCAUCAUAUGGGCUUUUGUCAGUAAUCCAAAGGAAAUCCAUAGACGUACAUAAUUGAGGUGUAACAUAUGAAACCUUAUCUAGGCACCUGUGCUUUACCCGUGUCACUCAUUGUCCUUUCAGACAUCCCUUCUUCUACUAUAGGCUGCCGCUUCUGUCUAGUUCUUUCAGUCACUCCCAACAUUUGUUUCCUGGAGAAGUAGCUCUGAAGCCUCGUGUUUCCAUGUUGUGUCCAUCUACAGGAGGUGGAGGUGACGAAGGUGUCCAAGAUGAGCAUAAAUAAACAGGACUACAAGUCCUCCUCCAGCUCCUCCUCCUCCUCAUCUAGCAGCAGCAGCAAGUCCAGCAGCUCAGAGAAGAGCAAGAAGGAGGUGGAGAAGAGGCCUUCAGAAAAGGUAGGAAAUGGAAUGGAUGCUGUGGCUGAGUAGGGGGAAGGGAUUCAUUCAUGAUCUAGGCUAGUUUGUUCCAGAACCAAACCAAUACUGCAAAUCAUGGAAAACACAACAACAAAAACGAUGUGUAAUCGUUUGUCAUUCAUAAUGUUAUUACAUUGGAUUUUGAGACGUUCCAUAUCCAUAUUCCAGUAAUUCCAUUCCUUUUGUUGAGACAAUCUAGAACCAAACAUGCAUACACAAUUAUCCAUUGUACAUACAUAAUGUUAUACAUUGGAUACAUAAUUGGAGACAUUUGUUCAGUGUGACAUAUCUUCAGUUUUUCGAGAUGACAUGGAAUGUAAACCGUCACUUAGAGAUCAUACGUCAACAUUUUAAUAUGAAAUCCCUAUUAUUUGUUGAGGUUGACAUAGAACUUUAAACUGUCAUACCACCUACAUAACAACUUUAUAAACCUUCAUAACACCUUUAUUAACCAUUACAGCACCUUCCCGUUGUCUUCCAGGUGAGGGUAGAGCCAGGUGAAGGACCUGAACCGUCUAAGAAGCCUCGCCUGGAGCCCAAGCAGCAUGAGAACCGCUCGUCCCCCGUCACAGUCCAGCCCUUCAAAGACAUUCCCCUGCCUGACUUCUCCAACUUCGACGCGGAGACCAACGCUGACGACUUCGCCAUGGAGAUGGGGCUGGCCUGUGUGGUUUGCAGGUAAGUGCCUGACCUUUUUUGAAUGUCACCUGGGUUGUGUUCACUAGGGCACGCAAAACAUUCAAUCAUUUCGCAACUGAAAACGAAAAAGUCCAGUUAGUCUCUUCCUGUUUGUCCUUUUUUUUCUUCGUUUGGUGCCUAAUGAACACUACCUGUAACUCUUUCAGUGAUGAAUGACUGUAUGUACUGUGUGUAAUGUACAGUAUAUGUAUAUUUUUUACUGACAAAUAAAAUCAAUCAAUUAGUCUCAUUUUGAUGACCUCAGGCAGAUGACGGUGACGUCGGGCAACCAGCUGGUGGAGUGCCAGGAGUGCCAUAACCUCUACCACCAGGACUGCCACAAGCCCCAGGUGACGGACAAAGACGUCAACGACCCGCGCCUGGUUUGGUACUGCGCCCGCUGCACCCGGCAGAUGAAACGCAUGGUAAGAGAUGGAUAAUGACCAAGUCAUCCUGGCUGAGUCGGGAAAUGGCACCCUGUUCCCUACAUAGUGCACUACUUUUGUCCAGAUCCCUAUGUGCCUUGGCCAGAAGUAGUGCACUACAUAGGGAAUAGGGUGCCAUUUGGGACGCAAACCAUGUGACCAAUACUUAUAACAAGGGGUGUAUUCAGUGAGUUGAAACCUUCUGAACGUUGCAGAUAGAAAUGUAAUGAACAGAGCUGACACGAUUCCUUACUGACGGACAAUCAUAUAUUUUUCUACACAAUACAUUUCUAUCUGAACGUUCUGAACUCCCAAAAUGACCCCAAUUGAAUGGGUUCUUAUGCUGUUGUUGUUGUUGCCUGCCAGGCCCAGAAGACCCAGAAGCCUUCACAGAAGCCGGCCCCAGCCGUGGUGUCAGCAGCCCCCGUGGUGAAGGACCCUCUGGUGAAGAAACCGGAACUCAAGGUCAAACCCGACACAUCCAGCACCUUUCAGGCCUUCAAACGAACUGAGGUGAAGGUAAGCAUUAAGAAUUCAGAGCUGCAUAUUUGAAAUACAAGUCAUAUUUAGGUUAAAUUACAUAUUUCAAUAAGAUAUACCUUGUCUAAUGCAACCUGAUCAUGUAAUUCCCAGACAAUAUACAACAUUACAUGGCAUACAGUGCAAUAGCCUUUUCAAAGAUGGCAGACAUUUAGGUUGAAUCGAAAGACAAAAUGUAUAUAUUUUGUCAUGCAAACGGACCAUGUGUGUAAUACCUGGACAUUAUCCUAGGGGGAAAGGAUCAGAAUCAUUUGGAAGUGCUUCGGAGUAUUGCAUCUCUAACGCUUGUUUCUUUCUCUCCUCCUAGGCUUCUGCAGCAGUAUCUGCCAACCCCUCUAGUACCGGCUCCUCCUUGCAGUCGGGCAGCGGCCUCACAGGGUGGGCUGCAUUCGGGGCCAAGACCUCCGCUGGCCCCGGCGCCAGCACCAAACCUGGCUCCUCAGGGCCAAUCGGAAGUAGCAAGACCUCCUCCACAUCUACCCCCGCUGGCCAGAAACCUGCCGGACUCUCCGGGCUGACCAGCUCUAAGUCGGGCGGAGGACUGGGCGGCUCCAAGAUGGCGACCGGAGGAGGGAAUGGAAAUAACGCUGAUGGUGGAAACGGUUCGGUGAAGCCUCCUCCACCUCUGGCCCUGGGGAAGCAGACCCUGAACCGGUCCUCCAGUGGGGAGAACCAGGGGAGGGGGACAAGUCCUGGGUCCUCCCCCAGUGGGUCUCAGCCCAGCCUGGGAGGGAAUGGCGGAGGGUCUGGGGGCAACGGAGGAGGGAAUGGGAACGGUAACGGGUCGAAGGCGGCGGCGGCUGAAGCGCCAGCGGGUGGCAAGGCGCCCACGUCCCAGGAGUCUCAGCUCAACGCCAUGAAACGCCUGCAGAUGGUGAAGAAAAAAGCGGCGCAGAAGAAGCUGAAGAAAUGAAUGGAAUGAGAGGAGUAGUGAGGGAAGGAGGAAGAAGGAAAGAGAUGUGUGUGUAAGUAAGAUGUUCGAGGUGUAAGUUAUGAAUGGGAGGGCGUGCCAGAGCAUUGUAUUAACUGUAACGUGGAUAUAACCGAAUCCAAUUGAAUACUUGAAUUUCAUUAUGAUGUAUGAAAUGCUGCUGGAGAUGUGUUAGUGGCUACAAUAUGCCUCUAUGUUCUGUCCAAACUCCGCCACAUCACAGAAAAUUUAAAUUAACAUUAUUUUUUUUGGGG